GUGGUAAAUUAUUUGUUUCUCUCACUACAAAUAUGGAAAUUCACUUUUCCGAUUCUUCAACGGUUCAACCUGAAAUGUGAGGAGUUGCAGAGAAGAAAACCUUUUUGGCAGAGCUGAUUUUCUAUUUAAUUUUUUUUUUUUUAUAAAUCAAAUCAACGGCUGUAAUUUUUCAUGCUUGGCUGAAUCAUUUACACAAACACAUGGCGAGUGAGUCCAGCGCCGAGUUUCACCACCGCCAGCAGGGCGUACUGUUCAAUUCCGCCGGAGCGGCGAGGAGCAGCAGCGGCGGCGGCUCCGGUGGUUGUGAAUUGAUUUCGACAGCGAAUUGUUACAGGAACUCCAUGGGAAGCUGGAAUUUGAGCGGAAUUGACGGGCCGCCUCCUCGGAGGAGAGGAAUGGUUUUCUCGUCCGUCGGUGCGCAUCGGAACUCUGUGGAUUCUUCUUCCUCGACGCUUGUAGUCGAUUUGGUUCCCGGAAUGAAGCACGAUACAGGCCUGGCUGCGGAUUGGUCGAUCGAUGAACAGUACAAGUUGGAGGAGGGGCUUACCAAAUAUGCCAAUGAACCUAAUGUUUUGAGGUACAUUAAGAUCGCUUCCUCACUUCGUGAAAAAACCGUACGAGAUGUUGCUCUUCGAUGUAGAUACAUGACAAGAAAGAGGAGAAAACAGGAGGACCAGCGCUUUGGGAAGCAAAUGAGGGAUCAAAAGGAACAAAUGGAGUUAUCUUUGAAGAAUAACAUGUCUCCAGCUUCAUCUGUAAAUGUGGAUCCAUAUUGUUCAACUACAAACCAUCAUGAUCAGACUGAUUGCAUGCUUUCGGGAGUAUUGAGUGGCAAAGCCCGACAUCUGUUGGAAGAAAAUAAUCAGGCUUUUGGUCAAAUUUCAGUAAAUCUUUCAACUCUCAAGUUGCAGCAAAACCUGGAUCUCCUUUUCCGAACAAGGAAUAACAUAAUUACAAUUUUGAAUGACAUGAGAAAGAUGCCUGGAAUUAUGAGCCGAAUGCCUCCUCUUCCUGUGCUUUUACAUGAGGAACUUGCUAGUAGUAUUUUUCCACUCUCGUUUCAGCCCAUGAUGUUUAGCACAUCAAACGUGACACCAUUGAAGCAGGAGCCAAGAUGCUGAUUGACUAUUCUUAACUACUUAGUCUCAAUCGAAAUCAGGUUUACAAGCUUUUAUUACGUCUUAACGUUAUUCUCCAGAAAUGUCGUUUUUUUGGAAGGGUGAACAGUAGAUGGCAAUAAUGUUCAUAUCAUUUAUCAGUUGGAAGAAGAAGAAAAAAAUGAAAAAUCAAAAAAAAGAAAACGAUGAACCAGAUAAUGCACUGAUAUCUAACGUUAGCUGUCCGCCUUUUUUUUUUUUAAUGAUUAUUAUGUAAAUUUUCGGAACAUAAACUAGUGUUGGAGGUUAGUUUGGUGCAUAAUUCAUACCUAUUUAUUUAC
Messenger RNA from Erythranthe guttata (spotted monkey flower), 1438 nucleotides. The record is from RefSeq and is a predicted model, not a curated record. Lineage: Eukaryota; Viridiplantae; Streptophyta; Magnoliopsida; Lamiales; Phrymaceae.